Laetiporus sulphureus 93-53 is the source of this 444-nucleotide messenger RNA. RefSeq lists its product as uncharacterized. The record is from RefSeq and is a predicted model, not a curated record. Lineage: Eukaryota; Fungi; Basidiomycota; Agaricomycetes; Polyporales; Laetiporaceae. The coding region runs from base 164 to 367 and encodes 67 amino acids. The transcript has a single exon.
CUCAACAGCAACUCCUCACGAACAGACAGCAGGUGCGGCAGCAGGACGCCGAGUUCACCUUGCUCAAGAAGAGGUCGAGCUUCACCGAUGAGCUGCCAUUCACUUUGCUUAUUCACACGAAGAUACUGAGGGAAUACCACCUACAGAUAACGAAUAGGCGUGUAUGAACGGUGAGUUCGCGCAGUGCAUGGAUGAUGCGUACGUCCUCCAAAACUGCCGCUCCAGCCUGGACAAGUUUGGCAGGUCAGUGAACUGCAUGAGUGAAUCAGACAUCGCGAGGCAAGCCCAUCGCAGCCACGAAUGUCAUGGACGGUAUCAUACAUGGACAGUGACUGAGUGGAUGUCACUGUGGAGGGCUGGCACGUAGUCACGAGUCACGACAUUCACGACUUCUCAGUUCGAGGCCUGCAUUCGCUUUCACAAGAGUUGACAUGUACUGUAGCA